This is a messenger RNA of Paramuricea clavata, 16164 nucleotides long. Lineage: Eukaryota; Metazoa; Cnidaria; Anthozoa; Malacalcyonacea; Plexauridae. The record is from the annotation of a GenBank genome assembly.
UUUCAAGUUUCAACAAUUUUAUAUUUGAUUUCUUUGUCGAAUAAUUUUUAGUAUAUUUUUACAAAAUGUGGAUGUUGAAAUGACUACAAGCGGCAGUAAAGGACGUAAAAGGCGUAGAUAUAAUAACUUGGACGAUUCACAAAAAUCUAUCAAGUUAUUUUGUGUAUGGAACACAGACCACAAAAAUACAAAAUCGCAGAAUAAAUUGCGCCCUGCUUCAAGUGAAACUGUAAGUAAAAUAACAUCUAAACCUGUUGCAAGAAAAAAGCAGACACUUCUUGCGCCAUUUGAUAAGACAAAUAAUCCUAACUGUUUUAAAAUAAAGAAGAUGGAUUGUUGGAAUUCGAAAUCAAAUGGUAGCAAUUUUGUCCAAAUUGAAAAUGAUGGUUGUAUAAAUCAUAGUGAGGAGAUAGAGUCGGAGCUUCAACUUAUUGAUUGUUGUGAGAGGGCAGAGUUGUCGUUAAGCCAAGAAAAACAGAAAUGCAAGAAUGACAACGUUAGAUCAAGUCUGAAUGAUUGCCAUUUGUCUCAAACUGAAAAUAUUGGUCGUUGCUCAGAUAACGAACUUGAAAUUAUCGAAUGUUGUGAAAGGGCAGAGUUGUCGUUAAGCCAAGAAAAACUGAAACGCAAGAAUGACAACGUUAGAUCAAGUCCGAAUGAUUGCAAUUUGUCUCAAACUGAAAAUAUUGGUGGUCCCUCAGAUAACGAACUUGAAAUUAUCGAAUGUUGUGAGAGGGCAGAGUUGUCGUUAAGCCAAGAAAAACUGAAACGCAGGAAUGGUAAUGUUAGGUCAAGUCCAAAUGAUUGCGAUUUGUCUCAAACUGAAAAUAUUGGUGCACAUUGCUCAGAUUCUGAACUCGAAAUUAUUGAAUGUUGUGAGAGGGCAGAGUUGUCGUUAAGCGAAAAAAAGUUGAAACAUAGAAAAGAAAGGAAAUCAAAGGCAAAUUUUGGCAAUUUCAGCCAAACUAAAUGUAUUUUUGGUGGCUGUUCUAGUAGCGAAGAAAGAGAAUCCGAAAUUGAAAUCAUCGAAUGUUGUGACAGGGCAGAGUUGUCUUUAAGCAAAGAAAAGCUAAAACACAGAAAAUCAGUUGCGAAUGAUGACACUUCCGUCCAAAAUGAAAAUAUUUUUGGUGGAUGUUCUAGUAGCAAGCCAAAAGAUCCUGAACUUGAAAUAGUUUAUGAAAAAGCCGGGAGUAAUGUUAGAAUCAAGACCGAAAAUGUUCAAAAAUCGAAUGGUAAAACUUCCGCAAGAAAAAGACAAUUGCUUCCACAAUUUAAUAAGAAUGCAAGUGCAACUAGCAAUUUAAAUUAUUCCCAUCAAGCCCAACCAAGAAAAACUAACAGUUUUGAUGAUUUUGACAUCGAAGAAAAUGACUUGGAAAUAUUAGAGGUUUGCAGGAAAGCAGAGUUGUCUGCAAGUCAAACAUCAUUGCCUCCUGAUAAGAAAGCUAGAAAUUCUCCAAAUAUGUUUGGACUGUUUGGAAUUACGAGCUCGGACGAGGAAGAUAUGGAUGUAUGUUUUGAUAAGGAAAUGGAGAACUUUAGCCGGAGAGCAUAUUUUAAUGAAAUACCCGAUGAAAUUUUAGAGACUAUAUUUUGCCAACUCCCGUUGAUUGACUUGUUAACGAAUUUGUCCCUCGUUUGUAAGAGGUGGAAUAGGCUGAUAUCCUGUGAAAAAUUCCUGCUUUGGAAGAAGAGAUAUUACCGCUACAAAUACUCUUUUGAAAGUAGAAAGGAAAUAGAUGACUUAUUCAUUCAAGAACAGCUAAAUGUUCCUUCCAUCUUUCCUAGUCAAUUGUUCAGGUAUUACUGUAGCAGUAUAAUGCUUGAUCACCAGAUUACAGUAAUUUAUUCAUGCUAGAGUGAGCUACAUGUACUGUAGCCUGAUCAUAACUGGAUAGUAUGCAAAUGAAUUGACCACUUGCAUAAUAGACUAAAUUUUGUUCUAGACAAAAAUUUCAUCACAGCUGGAAAGAGCAUCACAAAAUUAGUCAUAAAUUAUUCCAAAGUUUUGUUGCGAAAUGUUGUAAAAUGCGGAUAAUACUUUGUCUGAUAACCCACUGAUAACUCAUUGAGUGCCAGCACUCUUCAUUUGACAUGUAAACUCGUCUAUCAUUAGACAGAGUAAAAUAAUAAAGUAGGUCCCAUUAGGGUGCAAUGCAGCUUAAUGGACUAAUGAUCUGAAAUUUUUAAUUAAUAAUUUCAGAUUUUUGACAAAAUUUCGUAUUGUCCGUGAAGAGCAUUCAAAUAUGCUGGAUAUGUUGUGCUUGCAUUCAAAAUACCAUCUUAUUGAAAAAUUUAUGCAGCAGAGUGAUAUUCAGGUAUGGUACUGUAAAUAUGUAUUUGAGAUAGUUAUUGACCCCACAGAGAAAAUAACAAAUUAACCCCCUCCCCCCUUUAGACAUCCUAGCACAUUUCGUCAAUUAUCAGAGUUGCCCCUCUUCCCUCUGGGUGCCAGAAAUGUCUUCUCCAGGGGGAGUCUGGAUUUUUUCUGUAAUCAGUAAUGACCAUUAAUUAAUUAAUGUAGAGAGCAAAAAGUUACUUGCAGCCCUUGAAAUUCAGAUUUUUUCACUGUGAAUCCGUCAUUUUCUGUUUCACGACGGCAAUAGCGGAAUUCACAGCGGCAAAUUUUUUAAAGCAGUUGAUGUUUAGUUUUAGCCUUUAAUUGGGUUAAAUUCCCCUAAAAGUCAUUUAAAGUCAAGAGAUAAUAUACAAGUAUACCUUUUAAUAUGUAAUGUUACUUACAAGUUAAACUUAACUAAGAACUUUAAGUUAAAGUGAAAACGAACAUUAAAACAAAACUGUUUUUCAGUCUAUUAAACAAUUCCUUGCCGAUAUCGUAAAAUUUAUUCACGUCGGCAAAAAAGUGCUGUCGUGAUAGGCUCUUUUCACUAUUCACAUUGGCAAUUGCCGAAUGCCACCGCGAAUUUCAAGGGCUGACUUGCAAAUUUUCUUCUAAAAAAAUCAAAGAAAUUUCAAUUUUGUACAAUGGAAAUACUGACAGAAUACUUUUAAUACAGUAUGCAACAGUUAACAAAGAAUGAAAUGUUUUGAUUUGUAGGACUAUUCAUGCAAUCAGAUAUAUUGGAUGAGGUUGAGCAAAAUAUCGUGAUUUGUCGGUGGCGAGCGGAUACAGUACAUGUAAAACAGAUUGAUCUGUGAUUCUGUGAGCCACUGACAAAUCACAAUAUUUUGCGAGAACCGAGUUCAAUAAUUGUUUUAUCAUUCUCUUAUAAAGCUUCGUUUUAUCUUUCAUUAUAAGACAUUGUAACUAGGAACUGUGUUUUCACAUAAAAUCCGAAAGUUCCUUGUGAGCCGUCAUUGUUUACAAAAAUUGAAGGCAGUGCGCAUGCUCAGAGUAUUAUUUGUAACUGAACAACGUUUUUAACAAAUGCGUAUGCUCAGACUAUUACCGUAUUUGCUUGCAGUUGUAGGUAAAUCAACCAAUCAAAAUUAAGAAUACUAUAAAGUGAAUGAUAAAGAUUAUUAUUGUCUCCACCUUCACUGUACAUUUACUGUUUGAUUGUUUUUAUAGCAGCCUUACAGUUGUUGGUCUGUCAUUGGUUUAUUAUCCUUGGUGUCUAGCUCAGUAUACGACAUCCAAGAAAUUAUAUUGUGUUCAUUCAAGUCUUCCACUUGUCUGCUGUAUGAUAUCAUGGAAUGCCUCCAUUGUCUUGCUUUGAUUUUCUUUGCUUUGAUGGAGAAGCAUCCAAACCAUUUUACCAGGUACAAACUGUGUACAGUACAGUAUAUACAGUACACUGUAUAUUUAAUACUGAAAUAUAAUGUUACUCCUGAGUUAACCUAUUGGUGUUAGACAGACUGACAGAAUGAAAUAAUAAAGUAGGAUGUAUUAAGGGGAAAGCGCUGCUGCUCAAUGGGUUAACCAUUACUUUAUUGUAUUUUAAAAAGACUCUAAUUGUUAAAAAUAAUGAAUUUGAUUUUACUAAUUUCAAAUAAUUUUUUCAGACAAUGUUCAAAUUAAUUUUCUGCCAAACUAUACAAAUAUCUAUCUAAACAUGCAAUUAAAAAGGUGCUGUAUGUACUCAAACGGACAAUUAUUAAGACACAAACUGGAUGUAAAGUCCAUUCACUCAAUGCAGUUCAUUCUUGUAUUUUUCAGCCAUCACUACAGGAUUUACUAUGCUCUUUAUCUACAUGAAAACACAUCUCACUGUACACAGUCAUCACUCGAAUCUGCGUACACUGCCAAUACCUCUGGACAGCAAUGUAUAUCGAAAUACAGGUUUGUUGAAGAGGAAGUGAAAGUAAGAUUAAGUUUAUGAGACAUUAAGACUAGAAAUCACUUUGCAUGGCAGUCAAAAGCGAGAUGAAACUUUUCUCAAUUGUUUAUCAAAUUUGGACCAGGUCAAAGUUGAGUAAAUGAAAAAAGUUUGUGGUAAAAUGCGAGUGAGUGCCCCGGCUGCAAAUUAAGAAUUUCUCUGGCCUAUGUAUUGUACAUACAUACGGUAUAAUUAUUUUCACAAAUUUGGGCCAUGCUAGUUAUACAAAUUCCAAUUUUAUCUGACAAAUGUUUUUUUCCUAUUAUUAGAGAGGUGAAGAUACCCCGGUUUCAGUGUACAGGUAGCAUGAUUUUGGUUAGCAAUAUUUUCGUCGAUGUCUGUACCUUUACUGUAAUUAAGGUGCAUAUUUUUCGCCAUAUAUCAUUGUCUAUUGCAAGAAAACAGAAAAAGUAGUAUCGAAUUACAGACAUCAGUAAAACAAGAUGACACUACUCGUACCGGUACACCGAAACCGGGGUAUCUUAACCUUUCUAAUAGUUUGACUUUGUGCAGUAUUGUAAACUCGAAUGGUUUAUAUUCCUGUGAAAUUGUCGGCCACUAAUUUUUUGGUUUUCAAAACUGUAGUUGUGGUUUUUUCCAUGACAAUUUGUGAUUUGUAGAGUGUUAAUUCUCUCUCUGGGUCUGAAACUCUAGUCCUCGGUUGACCAGAGUGUUAAACCAGAGCAGGGCAGGAAAAAAGACUUUCCCCCCUCUUUCUUACUUCCUUCGAGCACAACCUGGAGAGAAAAAUUUCCUGCAGAUCAACGGAGUAUUUUUGUGCUAAAUCUGCAUGUGCAUAAACAUAUAGUGUUCUGGCUGACCAUGGUUUUAAAUUCAAGGAAUAAUGUUUGUCAACCAUAUGUUGUUGCGCCCGUAGUGGGACAUGGGUGUUGAGGUCCAGACACACCGGACGCGAUUCGACAACGCGACGCGAUUUUUUAGUUUUUGAAAGUUAAUAAAACAGCCAAUGAGAGCAAAUUUUAAAACAUAUGUAGACCAAAUAACUCAAAAUGUUAUAGCGCUUCUAAAUAUUUGGAAAAUUUAAACUAGGAUCAAAGUUAUCGGGCAGUGAAAAUCAAAAAAUCGCGUCGCGUUGUCGUAUCGCGUCCGGUGUGUCUGGACCUUUAAGGUUUCGCUCUCUACGUUAAAUUAUUAUUAUUAAAAAUUUCCAAACUAGCAGUAACAACUGAAUUACUUUGGAAUUACAGGGUAUAAGAACAUAGGUAUUUAAUCUAUUCUAUAUUUACAGGUAAAAAUAGGUAAGUUAGAUAAAAAUAACGUUAGUAAUCUAAAGUUUACUUAUUAUUAGUUUCCUUCAAAUUUUCAAUAUAGCGAAUCUUCAUUCAAACGAAUUCCCUACAGGUGUUUAACAUUUCCUGCGAGCAGUGCUCACGUGCUCGCCUAUUUUCCCAUCCUUGAACCAGAGAGUCGCGAUACAUGUCUGAUAAUUGUACUUCUAUUUUAGAGAAUCAUCGGAGACAACUUGGUUGACGCAUGAGCAGGUCCGCAUUAUGAAUCACAACACGAAGUAUGGGGAUGUUCUGAAAAUUGUCGCAUUUGCUGGUAAAUGAUAAAUUUCAUAUCAACUAGAGUAUACACGUUAGUUUCGUAUACUAAUCUGCCCAUAUGUCUUGUUUCAUGUGUUUAAUAAUUUAAUAAUAACGGUAAUAUGACUGUUUUGUAACGUCUAGGUACAGGGAAAACCACGACGCUAGUUGAGUAUACGAAACUUCGUCCGAGUUGGAAAUUCUUGAAUGUUGCAUACAACAAGUUAGUUCCAUGUAUUGCAUAUCUAAUAUUAAAUUGUAUAUAAACAAGUAACAUGCAGCAAUAAUUUCAGAUCUUUGCGAUAGCCACGUUGGACAAGAAAGUUUCUCAUUUUCAGGCAUUCUGAAAUUUAGACGUCCUCAUCUUCACCGCAUUUGCGGUGACGUUGAAAGAACAGAAAGAAAGGAAUAGACAUUUUAGUCCUUCUUUCAAACAAAAAUAAUGUUAUAAUACUUUUUGUUUGUGAAAACACCACGUAAAUUUAUUACUGCAAAGCUUUCGAUCCGUAAGCCUGGAUCUUCAAAAAAUAAUGUUAGUUAAAAGCUGUUUUGAAUAGCUGCUGAAAGUACAAGUAUACUUUCAAAAUACAUAUGAGCAUUUUUCCUAUGUAAUGUACACUAUAUUUAGUCUGCAAUAGCAGACUGAUCUCAGCCGACCACCCCUGGAGUGGCGGAGAAACAGUCUGCGCUCAAUCAGCACUAAUGCCGUACAGUUGCCCCCGCACAACGGGGGGCGGAAUAUGAUUGGUUGAAAUUUUCCUUUGUGAUCAAGCCGAAAAUUGCAUAAAUUACAUUGUUAAAAUGACGGAUUUCCAAAGCUUUAAGAAAGCAGUCAAAGACGUUGAGUCCCUUUUUUCUGUCGAUACAUUAAAACAAGGACAAGAAGAAGACUUGUUCAACUUCGUAUCUAAGAGAGAUGUGUUGGACCGAAUCAUCAAAUGGCUCCUGUGGUCAUGAAACAGUGCCAUCUCGGACAUGACAUUUUUUGAAUAAUUUUAAAUCAAUUAUGCAAAAUACUGCUUACGUAACUGUACGGCAUUAGUGUUAAUUGAUCGCAGACUGUUUCUCUGCUGCUCCAGGGGAGGUCGGCUGAGAUCAGUCUGUUAUCGCAGAUUACACUAUAUUGCACUGCAGGUAAAUUGAUUAUCAGAAACACUGCAAAACAGUUUUAUCUUUCUCUCAUCUUUAGGUCUGUUCAAGAGCAAGCUGUUCGCAAAUUUCCAGGAAACGUUGAAUCGCGCACAGUGCAUUCCAUGGCGUAUAGAACUGUUGGUCAUAAGUAAGCAUUCGAACAAUUUCCCUAAAAUGAUUUUAACCUCAAAUAUGAAUUUUGCUGUGCAAUGUUCGAAUCAUCCAUCAUAGUACAGUACGUCUCAUCAUAUAUGUUUAUAUUGAAGGUUUCGUGGGAAAAUGGCCUCCAGUCUCCGAGUAAGCAACAUAAUGGAUAACCUUCGUAAGGAGAGCGCAACUUUCCUCCACGCUAAACGUGUCAUUGACACACUCACAAACUUUAUAUCUUCUUAUGAUGAUCAUAUAAGCUCGGAGAAUGUACCCCAUCGAGACAUUGCCUCUGGAGACAGCGAUGGCGAUCGGAGUAAACUGGAAUACUUUAAUAGUGAUGCGUACAUAAAGGUACAGUAAUAACGGUAAUGCGGUUAGCUUGCUGCCCCUUACCGCCAACUUAAGCCGACUACUGUACAGUAUGUCGAGGCCUUGAUGGCGGUGCGGAUUAUAACGAUUACACUAGAGUCUGACAAAUGUCCAGCCAAAUUUGCAGGUGCUUGGACAAUGGCUAAUAAUGGUCGGCCAUGCAACUUUUAAAUAUUUAAUACAGUACAUUGAUGUGAUAGCUCCUGCUGACCACUUCCCGCAUGAUCAUUGACAUCCAGUGAACUCUAUACAGUAUGUAAACUGGGGGGGGGGGGGGGGGAUUGAAGCCAGUGCAUUUUAGUUUUUCUGAGUUAUGAGCAGAAAUACUCAACACUGAACGUUGUGCUGUAUAUGAAAUUGGAGCUAUUGAAAAACGCAAUUUGGUGUAGAAAUUUCAAGACUUUAGCUAAAAGGGAAAUAUUUUAAAACUACAAAAAUAAUUGCCGAUAAUUUGCCAUUUUUUGGCCGAAUGGCAGUUGUUUUUGUAUUUUUAAAGUAUUUUUCUCUUCGCUGAAGUCUUGAAAUUUCUUAUUGUUUUCGAAUUUUCUGCAAUGUCUGGUACCAUUACCAACAACGAAGGCAAGAAAAUGUUUUCUGUUCCUUCUCUUGCUUUUAUGCUUUUUGAACAGUUAUAAUCAAAUAAUAUUCUUUUAACUGAAAUGAAAACGGUGUCAGUAUUUUAUUUGAUCGAUCAAAAUGUCCUUGCAGAAUAAAAUUAAUCUGUCAUUCAUGCAGUUCUGUAUUUGGGUGACCUCGCUCUGACUUGACGUGCUUGAAAACUCGUGUAAAUGUAUAGAGUUAGUUUUGUUUGCUUUCCUCUCCACCCACUGACGAAAUCAUUUCCACUUGGUCCUACAGUACUGUGUCUUUAUCAUUCUUCAGAUUGUUGUGCGUGAUUGCAGAGAAAUUUGGGAUAAAAUGCGUGAUCCUGAAAACCGUGACGUAAGAAUUACUCACGAUGGUAAGUACAGUAAAUGCUUCGUGUAGCGCAUGCAGGGGACGAUUCUUGGGCCUAUACUAUAGUUGAUUUUCAGCAAACUUCGAUUCCUAUAGGCUUAUAACUACUCCUGCUUAGGUCUACUGUAUAAAGGCCUGUUUACACUUGCAAUUUUUGUUGCAAUUUUUGUUGCGAUUUUCUUCUGAUGCAUGUGAACGAGUGGAUGAGUUACGAAUGUUCUGAGUACAGUACUGUAUGUGUACCCUCAUCUGAGCAUUCAUAACUCAUCCACUCGUUCACAUCCAUCAGAAGAAGAAAAUCGCGCCUAAAAUCUCAGCAAAGAUUGCAAUUGUAAACGAGCCUUAAUACACUAAAAUGUAUAAAAUUCACAUUUAAAAUCUGUAAACCCAAGUUCCUGUAUAUCGAGUGCACUGUAAAGUAGAUGCCCAAAUUCCUCAUUAAAUUAUUAGAAGUAAUACAUAGCUUAAUUUGUGAAAUUUGCGAUUCAAUUCCGCCUGAAGUAUUUAUAGAAGUGCGAACGUACAUACUGUAGGAGUUUAAUCGCUAAUUUUCCUCAAGUCCUGUUAUCAGUUUGUAAUGAUAGCUAUGUACAGUAUAUGAUCGUCAGGGAAAACUUUGGGGAAUUUAGCGACGAGAAACUUACAGUACAGAUAUUCAUGCUAUUAUGGGGAAGACAACUUUUAAUUAAUAAUCCUUUCAUCUGCGAGGCGCGGUUUUUCGCACCACUGCGCAUUCAAAAGCUGCUCUACUGUAUGUUAAGAAUGAUCAACUAUAGUAUUUCUUUUUAUACUGUAGGUUAUCUGAAACUCUAUCAAUUGUCCAAACCAGUAAUAACGAAAUACGACUGCAUUUUGGUGGAUGAAGCCCAGGACUGCACACCAGGUACAGCGAACGAAAUCCGUGAUAUUUUCAAAUUAUGAUGUUUGCGAUGUUACUCUGAUUGUGCAUCCACACCGGGGCAAGCUGAAAAGUUUGCCUGACCACGGUGGUCAGGCAAACUUUUCAGCUUGCCCGGUGUGGUUGCACACUCAGGGUAACAUCACAAACAUCAUAUUCACCUGACUACAUGCUGUACAGUACUGCACUGUAAUACCAACACACACAGAAGUCAUUAUUUUCAAAUUAGUCUGGAAGAGUGGGUCUCUUUUUAUCAAAGCUUGAACUCUACUGUACGUAUGUUACUGUAAUAUACUGUAGGCUAGAAAACGUUUUCCUUCUUGUUUCUGUAGCUGUGGCUGACAUCUUGCUGAGUCAGAAAGUUGCAAAGAUAUUAGUUGGCGAUCCUCAUCAACAGAUAUAUGGUUUUCGAGGAGCUACAAAUGCAAUGGCUCAGGUCGAUUCCACUCACAUCUACUACCUCACUCAGGUAUACAUGUAUUGAUGAUUGCGGAGCAGGCUGUGUUAUAGUGCGCUCUCGCAUACCACUGAAUUUAAACCUGCAGGUCAAGGGCAUGGAUUUACUUACGUUGGGUUCUUACAGUACUCCAUAAGUCAGGGCUAUGUACAUGAUGGGAGCUUCAGUACGAGGAGGGGCUGAUAGUUGGAGGUUUACGGUCCAUUAAUUCAGUUUCCUUUAGUCCUUCAGAUUUGGUUCAGAAAUUGCGUCCGUGGCAUCGUCUCUGUUGCACAUUUUGAAAGGUGUAUGCAACAAGAAUAUUGUUGGUAUUUCAAAAGCAGGUAAGGCAAGGUUUGAAUAUAGAGGUGUCCCAAAAAAUGUCCCUGCCCACAAUAGGUAUUAGGCCAGGGCUAAAUUUAUUUUGUUUUUUACAGGUGGCUUCCAUGGCGAUCAUAUUGGUCAAAUUGCCGUCAUUUGCCGAACUAACUUUGCUUUGUUCAACAAUGUGGUGCAAACAUGCACAAGGAACAAUAAAACAAGAAUUGGUUUUGCUGGGGUAAGCUAUGGAACUGUAAAAUAAAACUGGAUGGUAGUCUACCGGAUACAUGGUCAGGGAAAAUAUUGACCAGAUACUAAUUGUGGUACUUGACAAUAGUGAUUUUUCCCCUAAUAACAUACUACUGUCCAUUGUUACCUCCGCCAGGAGGUUAUGUUUUUAUCCCGCUUGCGCCUGUGUUGUUUGUCAGCACGAUUCUCCGACUCGAAAAUUAUCAAAUUUCUCAAAGUGUUUGUUUAAGAUUUGUGGAACAUAUGGACAUUACCGAAGGACAAACUGCUUAAAUUGUGGUUAAAUUUGAAUAAAAAUUAUAUGCGAAAUUGGCAAAGAUUUGUCUUGCUUUGCUGGGCAGAAGAAACUGAAUGCGUAAUAUAAUUUAUGCAUGAUACAAAUUUAAUUCAGUCUCUGAGUGACCUCAAGUUUAGAUUUGUAUUACAGUAUACUGAUGCCUUUUUGAUAUCAUAGGGUAUCCAAGGUUACAACUUAGACCGUGUUCUGGAUAUUCAUAUGCUGUAUAGUGGAACUGGCCGAGGUAUGUACUGUAGUUGAUGCAGCAAACUGGGCAGUACGGGUGACUGAUAUGGUGAAGUCCUGUGUAGUCAACAUUAAAAACAGUGCUGGACGCUAGGGUAUAGGAGGCGCACACCCACCCGACUUCCUCACGUAUUUGAUGAGUAUUUUGCAUUAGUAAGCCAAAAACAUAACUAUAACACCAGACUUGCUUCGAGAUCGUCAUACUCCCUUCCAAAAGUAAGAACCAACUAUGGAAAAUUUAAUAUACGUUUUGUUGGCAGUAAUGUGUGGAAUUCAAUUGACGAAAAUCUUAAGGGUCUUUCUAAAUCACAGUUUAAACACAAACUUAAAAAUAAUAUAUUGAAUUCAUAUUAGCUUAUAGCAUCAAAAUUGUCCAUUUUGAAAUCUUUAUUGCAUGUGUUUUAUUUAUUCAGUUUACCCACUAAAAUAUAUUUUGUUACUAAUCAAAUUCGCUGACUGUCUCGAUUAGCCUUUUGGUUAUUACAGUUAGCUAGUACCUUCUUUUCGUAACUUUAUCUUUAUUUUAUAUUUAUGUAUGUAUUACUACCGGUACUGAAUAAAAUUGUAUUGUAUUGUAUUGUAUUGUAAAUAAUUUCUGAAAGUCUGUGGAUGAUGACUGAAUACUGUAGCCGUGUAACAAGGUUGUAACAAUAAUUCUUCAGCCAUGAAAGCAUUGGUGGCUACAUGUACAGUACUAAAAAUGAAACUACUGUACAGUACAUAUUGCAUGAAAUUUAAGGCAGAUAAGCACUUUCGGCUAAGGUAGGCUAAAAGUGAUGCUACAGUACAUAUUGCAUGCAAUUUAAAGCAGAUAUCAGUUUUAAGCACUAAGAUUUUCGGCCACGAAAGCUGGUCAUAUGUUGGCAACUUGAUUGCCCCCGCCCCUCCUCCCCCUCUUCAAUAUUUCUCGAAGUUUCCGCCACUGAUUAGAAAAUCGUCACUGCUAUGGUUGCCAAAAAAUAGAAUUGUAUUUCCUCUUAUUUUAAUAGAUGGAAUAAAAGACAAGUUUAUCAAGAGAUUUCGAACUUUCGCCGAGUUAAAGAAAUAUGCCUGUACAGCUCCCGAUCCUGAGUUGUGUGGCAAGAUCAAGGUUGGUGACGUGUGUUUAAAACGUUCUAAUAAAACUUAUUAAAAGAGGUGUGGGAAGCUACUGUUAUAUCUUUAUCUUGAUAGUACAGUUACACUUGAACUUAAACAGAUAGCGAUUCCAACUCCAGAUAAUUUGAUCGAGUUAAAAAUCUUCUCUCAUAAAAAUUAUAGCUUGAAAAUUUAUUCUCUGAGCUUAUAAGUACUGUAAGUAUAUACUGUAUUGUACCGUACCGUACUGUACCGUACUGUACUGUACUGUACUGUACUGUACUGUACUGUACUGUACUGUACUGCACUGUACUGUACUGUACUGUACUGUACUGUACUGUACUGUACUGUACUGUACUGUACUGUACUGUACUGUACUGUAAAUAAGUACUGUAAGUGGGGAGUUGUUAAUCAUGCUUGUUUGCCGCAGAAAGCUACAGUAAGCUGAACUGCGAAGAACGCAGCUCAGAGAUCUAUUUUCAAUCUAAGAGUGCUAUUUUCGAUUACCUUAUAUUUUUGUUUUAAGAUUGUGGAAACUCACAACAUAAAUGUUCGAAGGCAUGUUGAGAGAAUUAAAAAACAAUACUGUAAUGAUGUCGAUCAAGCAGGUAAGGCUGGGUGCCAGUCUAGAUACUGUAGUGAAGCUAGAAUAAGCCUUUUAUCACAUUAAUUAUACAAAGCCCUAGCUCAAACAUUCUUAUCACUCAUUCACUGAAUUACACACUAAUACUGCCUCGUAUAUACCCACUACCCAGGCGUCUCUUUGUAAAAAACAGCGAUGCGCGUAUGCCGAGUUUAGAUGAAGUAUUGUAGUAGCGACAGAAGAGCGAUGGGCAAACAGCCCCUUCCACGGGUCGCCUGCCUGAAUACGAUGGAUUUUUUUACUUUUAGAGAUCGUGUUCAGCACUGCUCAUAAGGCAAAAGGUUUAGAGUUUGAUACUGUGAGAAUUGGAGAAGAUUUUCUGUCAGAUUAUCCGGUUGGUGAACUGGGUAAGUUCUGUAUAGUCUGUGGGCAGUGUCGAUUAAUUUUACAUACAGCACACAUGUUUUUGUUUAGAGGAGAAUUCAAUUAUAGAAGAAAAAAAACGCACCGAUGAUACACAGUUCACCACGACAGUCGACAUACGCCUCUUACUCAAACGUCUGGCUAUCUUAGAUUGUUUUAUAUUUUCAUGUAUUGUGUACCAAACCGCUACAAUGAACGUGUGUACUGUAGGUUAUUAUAAGCUGCUUUUUGUCCUAAUAGGAAAUGCGCCAAAUGACGAGAAGAAUCUACUGUACGUAGCCGUUACUCGCGCAAAACUUCGUCUACAGUGUUCCACGAUGUUAUAUAGCAUCUUGGCAUUAAGAACGGUACGUGUAGUUAUUUUGUUAUAGAAUUGUGUGAUCACCACCACGCUUCACCACGCAAGUUGCCAUCCUCAGAGUAACACGCAGGGAAAAUGUCAGCAUGGUUCCUUUGUUGACAUAAUAAAUUAUACCUGUUUCAUUUUAGGAAGAGUUACUAUUUUUAGACUUUUGUAAUUUUGUAUUCUUUUGUAUUUUAAACUCAACCCUAAUCCUAACCCCAAUCUUAACCCUUUCCCUAUUCCAAACCCUAAUCCUAAAAGUCUAAAAAUAGUAACUGUUCCUAAAUCGUGUUGGAAUUUUUCUUCAUAUUGCUCGGAGGAUGGAUUGUACACAUCCUCGCAUGGGUAGCGGUAAUAUUUCUUGCACUUAAAAUGGAUAAAAACUGUUCGUGCGAUAGCUCAACCGGUCGACCAUUGUCUUUGAUCGGAAUCGUAUUGGAAAUUUUCUCAUGUCAAAUUUACAGCGUCCCUCCUACUGGCAUGUUUAAUUUUAAGAAACUAGUACUGUAUACAAUCAUUUUUAUUGCAGGAUUUGCUUGUAACAUGUGAGAGUCUUAAAAGUGUACAGGUAGGCACAAUGGAUGCAUGCACUUAUGAUUAAUUACGGUACUGCGGCCGGUUGUACGAAGGCCGGAUGUAGCGCUAUCCACUGGAUAGUGAUUUUUUCAACCUUUGUAAAAUGCUUGAAACACUGUGAAACUACGGAUAUUGGCGACACAAGAAGUAUAAAAAACAUUUAACUUGUAAAUAGUAAACUUUAAUACGAGUUAUAUACCAAUCAUACGAGUUGUACCAAUCAACGACUGUAUUAAAGUUUAGUACUUACAAGUUAAAUGUUUUUUAUACUUCUUGUGUCGUCAAUAUCCGUAGUUUCACAGUUUUUCAAGCAUUUUACAAAGGUUGAAAAAAUUACUAUCCGGUGAAUAGCGCUAUCCGACCUUCGUACAACCGGCCCCAGUAUUCUAAAGAUUUACGAAUCCGUUAAUGCAAAAAAGUUUGACGAACCAGGAUAUCCAGCAGCCAUAUAGGGAAUCACAUGUUGGCAACAUAAAUCCCCCCUCCUCCCAUAUUUCGUAUAUGUCCGCGACUGAACGAGACGAUUGAAUAAUAGUUUGGAAUAUUUUUCUGCAGGCUAUUGAAUCAACGUAUUGUGCAGAGUGCAAGCGACGUUGCGACUUCACUGAGUCAAUGUUGGCCAUGAAACGUGCUCAAGUUGUGCUGGUAAGUUGCGAUACAGAAUUACAGUAGAUGAGGGGAGGGACACAAUUUACCCUAUUCCGCUUUUUGGUGUACUGUAUACUGUACAUCGCAAAAUACUUGGCGAAACAGUCAACUUCAUGAUCUCAGGAACCGGUUGUUCAAAGAAUGAUUAGCUGUAAUGCCAGGUUAUAUAAUACAACCUGUUGAAGGGAUUUGUGGAUGGAAAUUUUGAGUGGAAUGGACCUUUAACCUGAUAACUAAAAUUUUGAUCUAGACAAGUCUAUACAACAAUUUCAUCACAGCUUGAAAGAGCAUCACAAAAUUAGUAAUAUUCCAAAGUUUCGUUGCGAGAUGUUGUAAAGUGCGGAUAAUAUAGCCUUGCGAAGUUUGCCGUUUUUCAGUCAUUUUGUAUUACGCAUGGGGAAUUGAUAGCCCAAUCGGGUGUAGGAUUUCUGUAAAUAUAUUUCUAUAUUUAUAAAAAGAUUGUUAGGAAAUUUGCUUCGAAGUUUUAUACAUGUAGGUUAACCUAAGAUCACAGUAGCUAACCAGUUUUUGAAUAACUGGGCCCCAGUACUUUUUAAUUUAAAACACGAGCAGGAGUGCUCUAUAUAAGAUAUACGUGUAAACACGAGGCGACAGCCGAGUGUCUUAUAUCUGACAAAGCAUGAACUGCGAGUGUUUUAAAUGGCUUAAAAAAACGAGCCAUCUGAUGACUUCAUUGGCGAAGUAAUUUGAAAAAUCAACUUUGUCUAAGCCGAGAAAAUCAAAGCUAAAGGUUAUGUAAAUUAACAUGAUUUUUAUCACAUACAGUACUGUAUAUAACCACCGACACGCUAGUGACUUCCUUUGUCCUUUCAUAAUCAGUACGCAUGCAUUGAAUAUAAUUUUACACAACAUUACACUAACACUACACUUCAGAAAACACGUAAUUUUUAUAGUAAGAAUACUCUAUAAUCGAUAUAAUGUCGUUUGCUUUUUCCUUAGGGAACGGCACAGAAGAUGGAGGGUGGUUUCCUGUGUUCUAGAUGUAUAUUGAAGUGCAUUCCUUACAUGGAAAAUCUCUUGGUUAGCAACAAGAAUAGUGAAGCAGUUUAAGGUACCUCUUUACAUUUCUGCGAUUUGUCGGGCCGACUUCGUGUCCUGCUGAAUGGUAAUGGCAAAUCCUUUCAUGUCGCGGAUGAUCUUUGUCUUAUUUUCCCCAAAUGUCAUUGAAGUGGAACGGUAUAUCAGUCCGACAAAUCACAGUGUGCAAAAUUAGCCUCGGUAGUUUGCAGACAAACAGUGCAAUAACUUGAACAUGGUGCACAUGGUUUUUACAGAGAAAUACUAACUUGACAAAUGACCUUCACGGUGAACCAUAUAUACAGUACAUGCAUGUACUGUAUGUGUGCCACACUUGUCAAUGGAAGGCAAGUUGAAUUUAAAAGUUCUAGGAAACUCACUAAAUACUUAGUUCUUAAUUAGUUACUUUUUAGUUCAGUUCUUAUUUCGUUAAUUGGGAGGCACUUUUUAAAAAUUGAUGCACAUAUAUUGUGUGAUUUCACACAUGAACAUUUCAAAUAAUUAUGAAUUUUGUGGGUUUCAAUUUAUUUCAAACAUAUUUCAGGUAUAGAAAUUUCGCAUAUAUGAAUGAUUUCACAUUUAAUUUAUUUCAUACAAGAACAUUUCAAAUAU